Labeo rohita (rohu) is the source of this 3084-nucleotide messenger RNA. Its product is annotated as filensin. Bases 207 to 2180 code for a protein of 657 amino acids. The record is from RefSeq and is a predicted model, not a curated record. NCBI's taxonomy places the organism in Eukaryota, Metazoa, Chordata, Actinopteri, Cypriniformes, Cyprinidae. The transcript is spliced from 8 exons. Gene Ontology annotation, biological process: lens fiber cell development. Gene Ontology annotation, cellular component: intermediate filament; cytoplasm. Gene Ontology annotation, molecular function: structural constituent of eye lens.
ACUGGAAGGAUCCACAGAGGACACCAUGUGAAACACAAGGAUGAAAAGUUUUUUAGCUAUUUGUCCCCGUGGCCUGAACGGGCAGAGUUUAGUCUAGCAUGAGACAGCAGAGGGUGAGCACCCUAGUUUUCACACACUAAAGGUGCUGAGGGGCACUAAAGCACUAAGCCGAAGAUUGCGGAGGUGGAAACCAUCACGCACACGGUAUGUUCAAGACCAGCGUCCGACAUGAGGUGCGCAAGAAGAAGUACGAGCGCACCGAUGUCUUCGAGGAGCCCAGCAGCCCAGAGACGGAGUCGGCUCCGGCCGGCCCCGCAACAGCGGCCGCCCAGGGCUGGGAGAGCCUACAGGAGCUGAACAGCCGCUUCGCGCGUUACAUCAACCGGGCGCGCGUGCUGGAGCAGCGCAACGCUGUGUUUCGCAAACAGCUGGAGACUCUUCAGCGCAUGGAGGAGGCGUCAGGACUGGAGGAGGCCUUCAGCGAGCAGAUCAGCGUCAACAGACAGCGCAUCCGCGAACUGCUGUUAGACCGAACCAAGCUGGACAGGGAGCUCAAAGACGCGGAACGCAUGUUGGAUGAGUACAACAACAGAUACAGAAAUGAAUGUGAAUAUCAAGAGCAGCUGCGGCACACGCUGGAACAGCUCAAUAAGGAAGCCGACACAGUGCUAUUGAGAAACCUUGAGUAUCAAAUCCAGCUGCAGUUCCUGCAAGAUGACGUCAACGCCACCAAAGAGAGGCACAAAAAGAACCUCGCAGAAAUCCAGACGUAUCUAAACAUCCUGCACCAGAUCAACCAGACUAUUCCCCUCAUGGCGAGCACGUCUGUCUCAGAGGAUCAGGAGAGGCUGAUCGCUCAGAGGCGCGUUCCAGCGCUACGCAGUCAGCUGGAGGAGUACAAGAGCGCCAUCUGCCAGCUACAGGCGCAGAAACAGCAGCUGCAGACCGAGACCUCUGUAUUGGAACAAACUAUCAAGACCACACAAGAGAGCUACGAUGACGAAAUCCAGCUGUACAAUGAACAAAUUGAGACCCUCAGGAAGGAGAUCGAAGAGGCUGAGAGGUCACUGGAUAAUUAUACCAAUAAGUGUCGAAAGCUGGCCAUGUACCAGACCUCUCUGGAGAACGAGCUGGAGCGGUACAAGAGGAUUAUCGAGAAUGAAGACAACAGAUUGAACUCGGCGAUAAUUGGGACACCCAUUACUUUGCUCACAUCCAAUUAUAAAUAUAGCCACAGUUCUAGCAUGACCAGGAAAGGAAAAGAUAUCACUCAAGUCAUCCAAGACAUCACCAACGUAAAGCCUCGUCAGAAGUACUUGGCUAAGAAAGUGUUUAAAAAGAAAGAGAUCACGUCCAAAGGAGCUAGUGGACUUGAGGAGAAGCCAACAGAAGAAUUUGAAGAGGAAGAGAAAGGACAGGUGAUGGAGGAGAAAGGCGCAGGAAAUGAGGAGUAUGCUCCUCGUGAGGAUGAGCCUGAUGGCGCCCAGAUCAGCAAAGCCUUCGACACGCUCUGUAACAUCAUACGCGACCGCAUGAGGCGGGUAAGGAGACCAGAGCCGAUCGCUGACUUCUUCACCAAGGGACGCUACGUACUAGUAACAGGCGACUCUAGCUACCUGGACCCCUGCUUCUUUUCAACCACCCCUUCUGCCGGUCACAUCUAUGUUACAAUCAAUGAUGGCAUGAUGCCUUAUGAUCCGUACUGGAGAGGUACACCCUCACCUGUCCCGAGCCCCCUAUCUGGACCAACACCCAUAACCCCUUCCACACCGUCAGAACCGGAAGCGGGAAAAGACGAUGGAGGUAGGAAGGAGGGUGGAAAUGGGGAGAGGGGUAAGUCAGAAAAUGGAGAGCCUCAUCCAAAGGUCCCCAGUCCACCACCGGGCCCAAAUGACGACAAAGGCCCCAGCCCUCCUCCAGGCCCCAGGCAGCCCUCACCCCAACGUGGCGGCAAGAAAAAGACCUCGGAUGAUCCCGGCAGCUUUCGAGGCCCUCCACCCAUGCCAUCACCCAGUUCCAUCCCCCCUGACUCAAUGAGUUAUGAGAAGGUAGAAGUUGUGGAGUCAGUGGAGAAGCUCUCACCUGACAAAAAAGUGAAGGGAUAUGAAGAGACAACCACAGUGGUGGAAACCAUGAUUGAGAAGACCAGCAGAAAGAAACACACCGAUAGAGCUUCCUGAAAUCACUCAAACAUUCCACACAUUCUAUCCAUUCCUGCCUUGGACCUGCGCCAGUGCCUCCUGCCUGCUGUUGACGAGAUUCCUAGUGCUGCGCUGUUAACUUCCUGCACCAUUGCACCAUUGCCUUUGACCUUUACUGUCUGAAAACUUGGGAAGCCAAAAAUAAAACGCCCCAUAUUCCCAACUAAGAACCGUGACACAGAAAACCUUAAUUGCCAGUUUCAAUUGGAUUCACAGGCUCUAUUCCAAAACCUAGUGAGCCUCCUAUGGCACCAUCCUUACCGAAACAGAACUUCUUAAGUGAUUGAUUUGAAACGUUCUACCUAGAGCUACUUACAAAGUACACAGGGGAAUCUCUGUUCAACAAAUGGUUUCAAAAGAGUUUGGUGUUACCAUGUUGCUAAGCUAAUGAAGUAUGCUCAUAAGUUUAUAAUCAUAAAAAAGGGCAUACAAAUGGUACAUUUUCAGUUUUAUAUUUUAUAUUCUGCAUUUUCUCUUGCUUCAUCUGCCGUCUUGGAUGGAUAUUUUUACUCUGGGAUUGCCUUCUCUGCAAAAGAAACUUGCAAUGCUGCCUUUUCCACAUCUUGGUUCGUAGGAGGCAGUGAACGAAAAGCUGCCUACCUUUUGGAACAGCCUUAUCAUCGGGAGGACACCUGUGAUGACUUACAAUGCUGCCUAGGUAGGCAGGUCCCUAGGUUGUGGAAUAGUGCCAUACAGCUACCCCAAUUAACACGUAUAAUAUCACCCUCUCUCGCCCUUAUCUCAGGUCAAACUAAAGCAAAUGUUUAGAGUUUUAUUUGCUACUAUUUUGUUCAAUUUAAGAUACCAGCAUUGCCCACCACAGUCUUGAUGUGUAUUAACUGUGCCACAAAUAAACAUCAAAACCAAAAAAUCUUAAUGUGUG